Molecule: messenger RNA, 903 nt
Organism: Purpureocillium lilacinum
Lineage: Eukaryota; Fungi; Ascomycota; Sordariomycetes; Hypocreales; Ophiocordycipitaceae
Source: RefSeq, a predicted model, not a curated record
AUGGCGCCCGAUGCGCCCCCGAUCUUGCGGGCCGUGGCCACGUCCACGCGGCCCAUGUACCAGCUUCUGAGGUGCAUCAACUUCGCGCCAAGAGUCCACGUCCAAAUUACGGAGGAAGGCAUAAGAUUCGCGUCUGACCAUGCGCGCGUUAUGCAGGGUGUUGCCUUCCUUGACAAGGCUCUGUUCUCUGCGUACUCUGUCAACCUUCCCCCGGCCGAAGACGGGGAAGCGCCGGAGCUUCCCAACUUCCAAAUAUCUCUUGCAUCGUUUCUGGAGGUCCUCCAGAUCUUUGGGGCUGUCGAUGUGGCAACCCGCGCGCAAAAGGCCGAGGCAGACCCGUACCGGAGCAACCUACGCAACUACAAGCCUGACGCGUUUAGUAACCAGACUUUGGGCAUUUCUGGGACCUGCACCUUACUCUACGGCGAGGAGGGAGACCCUUUCAAAAUCACAAUCGAGGAGUCGGGCGUCAAGACCACGGCUGGUUUGAUGACUUACCUGCCUGAGGUGCCAGAAGAUAUCCCGUUUGACCGGACCGACCUCACGUUCAAGAUCAUUAUGCAGUCACGUACUCUUAAGACGGCGCCUUAUCUGUCUCUGGCCGGUACAAGCGAUCUCGGGAGCUCUGGGGUGGACUUUGCGCGAGGCAGGGACUUGCUCGAGACAUUCAACAUUGCCAGCCGAUGGUCGCAGACAUUCAAGUUUGACUUCAUCAAGAGCUCGACGGAGGCGAUGCGCAUAGCGAGCAAGGUCAGUCUACGGGGCGACGGGCAAGGGGUCUUGAGUCUGCAGUUCAUGGUCGAUAUGGAAGGAGGGAAGCGGAGCUUUUUGGACUUUCGAUUCGUGCCGUUCAUGAUGCACGAGGAGGAAGAGGGCGCGGAAGCUGAGGAGGAAGAGGAAUGA